UUCACAACCUCACACUGAGAAUACAACCUUAGAUUCUCCGAGCGAGAAACCUAUUUUUUCUCUAUAAUACAACAACACACAGAGACUGAGACUGUCGUGGAUUUGUAUUAUUGUUGGUUGUACCCAUCAUGGCUAUGCCUCCAGAUUUCAUUUCAGGUAGGUAUGCCUUCACUCUCUCGCUUUUUAGAUCCCUUCUUUUUCUCCUUAAUGGGAAUUUUGGCACUAUCUCUUUCCAUGUUUUUUUACUGUUCCCUCUAACUUCUGAAAUCUUUCCAUGUGUACAUGCUACAAAGGACUAUAUUUUGGAUUCUGAUUUUGUUUGUUGAGAAAAUGCCCCGGAAUUUCAGAAUAUAGUUCAACUCUGAACAUUAGACGCAUUGCUUUGUACCCAGUGUUGAGAUCACUACUUCAUUCUCUAGAUCGUCUUCGUUUGCUUGUUUCUCGCUCAAAUGACGAUGUGGGUCUGCUUUUUCUCCUCACUCUCUGCUGUAAUGUUUGACUUUUUGAGCGCAAUGUGUGUGCCAUCGGUGCUGUUUGUGAUCUUUUUGCCCCCCCCAAAAUCACAAGGUUCCUGAAGUUCUCUUUUUCUGUGUUCUUUUUUAAUUUUAUUGGAUGCUAGUUUUCUGCUUGAUUGGUGCCCGAAAUAGUCGUGGAAGCUUCUUCUUCUUCUUCUUCUUUUACCAAUAAUGUAUUUGAUUUUUCAAUGUUGGACAUUCUUUAAUCUACCCAAAUUGAAUGCCAACUUGUUAUUAUGUAUGACCUCAGGCCAUUUCCGUUUACUUCUUAGUUUUUAAUUCGGAAUAAUGGAUCCAGGGUCUCUUGUUUCCUGGAUUACAGAUUGGCACAAGUUUGAAUAAAAGUGAGGCUUGACUCUGGUGGAUGUUGACGUAGUGUUGGUCUUUUCUCAUAGUGUAUGAUUUUUUUGAGAAAAUAAAAGGCCAACAAUUCAGAGACCAGACUUUAGCUCUCUUGCCUGCCUUGUGCACCAAAAAUUGUUCCACUUCAGGAAUUUUAUGUGUGUACCGAAGUUUAGUAUUAGCGUUGCUUCAUUUAUUUAUUUAAAAUCAGCGUACUUUUGGUCUGAGGAUGCAUAGAAUUUACUGGAGGACAGGUGGUGAGGAGAUAAAAACUAUGAUUGAAUGCUGCGUGUAAAGACUUGUCGACAUGCGUUCUUGUAUAGGAUCACUUUGACAGUUUGACUUGUCCAGCACCAACUUCUGGUACUACCGUUGUGUGAAUUCUCAAGAAUUCUUCCACAGAGGGUAGAUGGGCUCUAGAAUCCCAUCUCAUCAGCUAAGCAAUGGCCUCUAUGUAUCAGGGCGGCCAGAGCAGCCCAAAGAAAGGACUCCAACAAUGACCUCAACAGCCAUGCCAUAUACUGGCGGAGACAUAAAAAAAUCAGGAGAAUUGGGAAAAAUGUUCGAUAUUCCUGUUGAUGGCUCUAAAUCUAGGAAAUCUGGACCAAUAACAGGUGCUCCUUCAAGGACAGGAUCGUUUGGAGGAGCUGGUUCACAUUCUGGACCAAUCCAGCCUAAUGCUGCUGCUCGAGCUGGCUAUACUACUUCAGGUCCAAUGUCUUCUGGUGGCAUGGCUGGUUCAACUUCACUAAAGAAAUCAAAUUCAGGGCCACUGAAUAAGCAUGGGGAACCUGUUAAAAAGUCUUCUGGUCCUCAGUCUGGUGGAGUAACACCAGUUGGGCGUCAAAAUUCUGGACCUCUUGCUUCUGUUCUUCCCACAACAGGUCUCAUUACAUCUGGGCCCAUAUCAUCUGGCCCACUAAAUUCUUCUGGGGCCCCUCGGAAAGUGUCGGGUCCUUUGGAAGCAACUGGUUCAAUGAAGCUGCAUGGUUCUGCUGCUGUUCACAGCCAAGCUGUGACUGUUCUCAAUCAAGAUGACGAAUAUUCCUUCAGAAGGAAUUUCCCAAAGGCGAUGUUAUGGUUAUUAAUUCUGCUUUUUGUGAUGGGUUUCAUUGCUGGCGGUUUUAUUCUCGGAGCAGUGCACAAUGCCAUUCUCCUUAUUGUGGUUGUGGUUCUCUUUGGCUUAGUUGCUGCCUCUUUCACUUGGAAUACUUAUUGGGGAAGAAGAGCUAUUAUGGGCUUUGUUACCCAUUAUCCGGACUCUGAGCUUAGAACUGCAAAAAAUGGGCAAUUCGUGAAGGUCUCUGGGAGGCGUGUGGUUGACUUUUACAUCUCGGAUUUCCAGUCUGGUUUAAGGGCAUUGGUUAAGACUGGGCAUGGAGCAAGAGUGACCCCUUAUGUUGAUGACUCAGUUCUCAUAAAUGUAAAUCCAACCAAAGAAGAGCUGUCACCAGAGUUUCUCCGCUGGUUGGGAGAAAGAAACCUUUCAAGUGAUGAUCGCAUCAUGCGGCUGGAAGAAGGGUACAUCAAAGAAGGAAGCACAGUUAGUGUAAUGGGAGUUGUCCAGAGGAAUGAGAAUGUGCUUAUGAUUGUUCCUCCACCCGAACCAAUCACUACAGGUUGCCAAUGGACCAAAUGUAUAUUUCCAGCUAGCCUCGACGGUAUAGUUUUAAGAUGUGAAGACACAUCCAAGAAUGAUGUGAUUCCGGUUUAACAUUAUGUGCAACAAGAAUGUUUGUAGCAUCUUCUAAUUGGCGUUCUUAGAUAGUAUUCUUUUCCCCUCUAUUAUUAGUGGCGGUGGAAUAUCAUAUUGACAGAUUAAUAUAGAUUAAGAUGGAAAAGUUGUGCGCGUGUGCGUGUUCUUUUUCUCCUAUAAAUUGUUGUAUAGUUCUGGUUGGUUUGAUGUUCUUGUAGGGUGUGUAAACUUUGGUAAUGUUUGAUGCAGUGAAAAUUCUUACAUGUAUGAGCAUAUUGUGAUUAUGCUAACAUGCUAAAUAGAAUACAAGUUUUCAUGUGUU
This is a messenger RNA of Abrus precatorius (Indian licorice), 2875 nucleotides long. RefSeq lists its product as uncharacterized. Lineage: Eukaryota; Viridiplantae; Streptophyta; Magnoliopsida; Fabales; Fabaceae. The record is from RefSeq and is a predicted model, not a curated record. The transcript has 4 exons. The coding region runs from base 1267 to 2571 and encodes 434 amino acids.